This is a messenger RNA of Phycomyces blakesleeanus NRRL 1555(-), 849 nucleotides long. RefSeq lists its product as hypothetical. The transcript is spliced from 6 exons. Lineage: Eukaryota; Fungi; Mucoromycota; Mucoromycetes; Mucorales; Phycomycetaceae. Bases 12 to 788 code for a protein of 258 amino acids. The record is from RefSeq and is a predicted model, not a curated record. Gene Ontology annotation, cellular component: mitochondrion.
AAGCUUUAAGCAUGGCAUCUAAUUUACGUAGCCUCAGAUUCGCAACCUUGGCCCGCCAAUCGACUGGUUUCUGGGCAAGCCAGACCCAGCAGCCCAUCGGUUCUGUGGUCGCCAAGUCGGCACUUUUGAGCAUCCGUACAUAUGCCACCAGGGACGCUCCUGGAAAGCUUGUCCUCAUGCGCGACCAUGGCGUCUUUGCCAACUACAUUCCUUCUGAUACCGCACCACCUAUCACUGACUUUAAGAACUGGCGUCUUACCAAGUGGCGUAACUUGAUGAAUAACGCACAGAAUUUGCUCAGUGUAGGUUUGAUUAAGUACAAGUCCCAGUUUGACAAGUGGAACUCUGCACAAUUUUUGGCUGUUGCUGAGGAGACUUAUAAGGAUAUGAACGAUGCCUUUGCAAGAGGUGAUCGUACUGUUCUUGAGGAAGUCUGCUUGGAUUCGAUGUACUCUAACUUGAAGAAUCAGCUUAAGCAGCGUGGUAAUGCACGUUGGGAGUGGAAAUACCACGGUGAUGCUGAGGCACCAAAGAUCGUUUGUGUCCGAUGUGUUGGUACUACUGGUAUGAGCAAACAUGGUUUUGCUGUUGGGCAAGUGACAGUAAAGAUGGUCACUAAACAGUCUAUGGCUGUAUUUGAUAAGAAGAACCGUUUGAUUGGAGGUGAUCCUGAGAAGAUCCACACUGUACAGGAAUAUAUCGUCUUCCAAAAGACAAUUUCCGAUCCUGAAGAUAUCUGGCGUAUAUACGGCAAGAUUGCUCCUCCCUCAAAGACAUUAACACAAUAAACCAAUCUUGUAGAAUAUAUAUAUAUAUUAAAUAAUAAAAGUCUAGUGUUUUUUCUUCUUC